This is a messenger RNA of Eucalyptus grandis, 1338 nucleotides long. RefSeq lists its product as uncharacterized. The coding region runs from base 24 to 1076 and encodes 350 amino acids. The transcript has 2 exons. NCBI's taxonomy places the organism in Eukaryota, Viridiplantae, Streptophyta, Magnoliopsida, Myrtales, Myrtaceae. The record is from RefSeq and is a predicted model, not a curated record.
CUGAAACUGGAGUAUUGUUAGAUAUGGAAGCUGGGCCUGCGAGGGGUAAUGGUGAUGCCGAUUUAAGGGAGCAUCCUCCUUCCGCUCCAGGCGGAGAUGAUCAUGCAUUUCAAAUCAAGCGGCUACAUUCGUCGUCGUCGUCGUCGUCAUCCGGGUCGUCAUUGUCGUCUGGAGAGUCCUUUGAAUUAGAGGUGAAGGAGACUAGCACUUCCGAUGCAGGCGUGUGUGGCCACCUCAUCCACAACGACAAAGACCGUAAAUUGGUUCCAAGACGAACAGAAGAAGACAUUCCGGUCAGCUCGAUGCCCAAGACCGAAUCGUCCGAGGAUGGUUCGUCGCGGCACUCGAGGUCCGACAACUGGUCGGCGAAGCAACUCCCUCCGGUUCAGGUGAUGGAACGAACGGGCGACGUCGCGGGGAGCCCUUCUCCGUACAGGAUCCCUUCUUCCGUGUUCGCCAGAACCAAAUCGACUGCCCCGAUGGAAUGGAGCGUCACUUCCAACGAAUCAUUGUUCAGCAUCCAGAUGGGAAAUUCGAGUUUUACUAGAGACCAGGUAUGUUGGAUUGGCAAAUCUCAAGAGCUCGGCACGUCCAGCGCACCACCUAUUCCUCCUCCGGUGACGGUGGAUCGUGCCAACCCAACUCCAGCCAAUAAAUCGCCGGAAAUUGACUCAAGAAUCACGAAUAUAGGCGAGCAUCAAUGCGCACCCGCCCCGGCUGCUCAACCACCGAAGGAUUCAAAGCGAAGCGCGGGUCAUAGUAAAGAAAUUUUCCCUUGGUCAGAGAUAGCUUCCUUCCAUUCCACCAGUCCGUCGCACAAUUCUGAUGCGAGCGGAAACAGCGUUAAAUCCUUCGCCUUUCCAAUAUUGUCCAAAGAUGUGGCCAUGAGCGGCUCGCUGGGGGUCGGUCCGAACGGCAUGAAGCCAGUGAUGUCCUUCUCGCAAGCGCAGUCGGAACCGCAGUCUCCGAAGCCCCCGCAGCCCCCUAAAUCAGCAGCAGUAGCAGCAGCAUCAGGCACGGGUCAGGCCAGAUGGUUCGCUUGCUUUCCUUGUUGCUCGACCUGUUCCUCGAGCUGACGAUUCGGGGCCAGUCUUCUCAGGCGCCUUCGUUCGGCGUUAGGUUGCAGGAAUACACAGUCCGUGGCCUGCGGAGUUUUGUUCUGUCCUUUCAUUUUUGGAUCAUUCAGAUUCACCGGUGACUGAUCUUGCGCCGUCGGUCCAUCGGUGGAAAUGGAUGAUGAUAGGGUCCUUGUUUCAGAUGUUCAUAGACGAUCUUGUAGUUUGGUUGAAGGGAUUUUUCUUUCGCCGGUACUCGCAGCAGCAAAAAGUGCUGCUUGAU